AUGGAUCGCCCCGAGCCAGGACUCGUCAAAUGGUCGUCCAACCCUUCUUAUGACAACUUCAUUCAUAUCAACCUUCAGCAUCGCGUGGUCCAAGUUUAUGAACCGACUGGUCAUGCAAGAGCGGGACGGUUCGAUUAUCAGAAGCUUACUCGUCACGAUGACUUCCCGCCUCUCACGACUUACGACUGGUCACCGACUAACCCCGGCCUUCUCGCUGUUGGCACUGGAAGUGGCAUCGUAAACUUGCUGAGGAUUGACGAUGGUUCCAAUGCAUAUGUUGAGCUGGGCCUCAAAAUGUCCCGCACAUGCCAGGCCGUUGCGUUCAAUACUACAGGCUUGUUAGCGGUGGGCCUUGACAGGGUCCGAAUGGACCAAUGUCUUCAUAUCUGGGACGUUAGCCGACUGUCUUCAAUAGACAAGAACACGAAAGGCUUUCCUUCGGAUGCAACUAAUAUUGCUGACCCAAAACAUCGUCUGGAGCCCAGCGUCUCUGUAUCGAGUAUCAAGUUUUUUGAGGAUAGCCCUCAAACUCUUGUGGUUGGUAUUAAGGCCCAAGGCCUCCGAAUACAUGAUCUUCGCGAUCCUGGAAGCAUUGUGACAUUCCAGACCAAAUGUAACAAUAAUCUCACAAUCGACUAUGCUGAUCAGAAUUACUUUGCUUCAUCCGCACUCGAUCAUCCUGGUGUAAUGAUAUGGGAUCGGAGAGCCACAACACGCCCUGUGGCUUCCCAUGCGUACAUGCAAGCAAUCGAGGAGGACGAACUUCCAUGGGGUGGAGCAUUACGUCUCGAUCGAGUGAUUGAGACAGACUCCGAUCCCUUCUUGGCAGAAGGAAAGUAUUCUUUAGUCCGCUCUCUUCGUUACUGUCGUGACCACCGCGGCUUACUUGCUGUCCUAUCGCGUACUGGACAGCUCAAGGUCUUGAACACUAACAAAGAAACCCCGUCUUCCGGUUCAAGUAAUCCAGAGCUUCUGCAAGUCCAAAAGUCGUACGAGAUGGACGUCUCCUAUGUUGAAACAUCAAGAAAGAACGACCGAAUUGUUGCUUUUGACUGGGUGACAUUGAGCUCACCAGUACUACGUCCACGAUUACUUGUUCUACGAGCAAAUGGGAACUUUGAGAUCCUGGAACAGCCAUCGCAGACUUCGGAUCACGUCUACAAACUCGUUCCAUGGAAAUCACCACAUCGUGGGCUUGAAGAGGGAGCGCCGUAUCGAAGCAUAAUGCAGUUCGAGCCCGCGCAGGCCCCUGACAUUCUAGGGCCCCUACUCAUCGAAGAAGCGCUAUCGGACGUACCUCUUUUCGGGUCAGAUAGCGCAAGUAUUCGGGUAGACACAGAAGCGGCACUAAAGGCGAACAGUCUGUCUUCAGUUGUGAUAGAGGACGUCGGAGCCACGUCAAGACCAUUACCUGAAGCCUUCCACAAAGCAUCUACAGUGGCACCUAAAAUUAGAGCCCUACGUGCAUUUGUCAGAGAUGAGUUUCAAGCACCCAAAGGUAUCAAGCCCCGUGCUGGCGAUACCAAGAUCGUGCAAAGUGAAACGAGCGAGAUGUCUUUGGCUUCAGACAGUUUAGGGUCUUGUCGAGAGAUACACGAUGCCUUAUUAGCUUCACUCGCUGAGGCUGAAGGUCUGCCCAGAGAAGCACAGAGCGUGCUUGAUCACGCGAUGCUGCUGCGUGCCAAAGAGAAAUAUCUCUUUGAUCCUGUGGCAAACAGAGAUAUUGUAGCGGAUGACCCUUGGGUCAAGUAUGUGUGGGACUGGGUUGCCAGUGCUGAACAUUUCGCCGACGAUGGAGGCAUGAUUCUGUCCAAUAUUGACAUGAGCUACCUGGGAGUCCAUUCAAUAUGGACCAACAAUCUCGGCCGGGAACCUUCCACUCGUCUACCCCCAGGCACCGCACCUCCUGACCGUUCGACGUGGGAACGCAGCAUUGCGAAUUUCUGCAAGAAGCAGCAUCUUCCUAAAUUCGAUGGAGCGGCUACUAAGUGGCCCGCCCUUCGUCAGCUCUGCCUGGAUGUGUCAGGUUGGGGAGAUUCAGAAAAGCAUGAUCCCAAAGGCCGUAACCGCAAGGCGGAUCCAGAGUAUCCUACCACCAUUCAUACCAUGGCGGCUGCUCGAGCUUUGUUCACGGGUGACCACAAGGAAGCUAUUCAGAUUCUCAAGAAAGCCAGCACCGCACACCCAGAACUGUUAUUUGUGUCCCUAGCUCUACAGCUCAUGGGUGGUGGGGAUAGUACACUGGCCAAAGAACAGCUUGAUUUUGACGAAGCAGUCGCCUCAAAGACUGACCCCUAUUUGCGGGCUAUCUCAUCACUCAUUGCAACUGGUGAUUGGACGGCCAUAGCCAGCCAACUUUCUCUCCCCUUAUCAGAUCGCGUGUAUAUCGCUAUACGCAAUUUCGACGAUGAUCAUCUCACCAAGUGGCUCAACGAGCAGAUUGAUCUGGCGAUAGCAGAUGGAGACAUAGAAGGCAUUGUCCUUACCGGUAUUACUGAGCCCAUGGUCGACAUAUUUGCUCGUUACAUACAAAAGUUCCAUGAUGUCCAAACAGCAACGUUGGUCCUGUCUAUAUGUGCACCUCGCUAUAUUGACGAUAUACGCUGCCGGGCGUGGCGCAACGCAUACCGAGCCCAUCUUCAACGUCACAAACUUUUCUUCCAGCGUACAAAAUUCGAUGUUGAGUCUACGAAACGUUCCAAACGGGACGGCAUCCCUAAACUCAAGCCACCCUCUCGCCAAAUCGCCCUCCGCUGCGUUUUCUGCGACGCCGAGACAUCUCUUGCAAAUAAUGCCAGCCACCCUCCCCACCUUGGAGGUGGCCCUGCUGCACAAGCAGCAUCAGCGCUCGAGUCUCGUAACCCGCUCCUCGCGACGAGCAUCAACGCAGGUGUAAGCUGCCCCAACUGCGGUCGACAUCUCCCAAGAUGUGUAGUGUGUCUCGAGAUUGUCGGUGUACCGCGCUCUGACAAGCCGGAGGAGAAAAGUGAAGCCAAGAUGGCCGGACAGUUCCCAACAUUCUGUCUUCGCUGCGAACAUGUUUUGCACCUUGACCAUGCUCGGCAGUGGUUUGCUAGACACGCCGAGUGUCCGGUGCCCGAGUGUCGAUGCCGGUGCAAUUUCAGGGCUAAUCCCGAGUUGAAUUAUCGUUAG
This is a messenger RNA of Fusarium coffeatum, 3153 nucleotides long. RefSeq lists its product as uncharacterized. Lineage: Eukaryota; Fungi; Ascomycota; Sordariomycetes; Hypocreales; Nectriaceae. Gene Ontology annotation, cellular component: cytoplasm. The transcript has 5 exons. The coding region runs from base 1 to 3153 and encodes 1050 amino acids. The record is from RefSeq and is a predicted model, not a curated record. Gene Ontology annotation, molecular function: protein binding. Gene Ontology annotation, biological process: positive regulation of TORC1 signaling.